AUGUCGACGAACGAACGCUGGAAGAAAGUCCAGAACCUUGGAUUAUGCCGAACAUGUCUGUUCAACCACGGCAGACGCCCCUGCCGAAUCAACAACCGAUGUGGCGUAAAUAAUUGUCAGACUCGCCAUCAUCCCCUUCUUCAUUCAAAUGCGAAUGAUGCCUCAGAAUUGGCUGCCUCGACGCCUUUGGACCUCCAUUUCCACAGUGGAGAACUACCCUCACUGUUGUUCCGUAUAAUCCCAGUCAAUCUAUAUAACGGAUUGAAAAAAGUGUCAACCUACGCCUUUUUGGACGAAGGGUCUAACAUUUCCAUGAUUGAGCGGAAGUUAGCAGCGAUGCUGGACGUGACGGGCUAUCGCCGACCUCUGUGUCUUAAAUGGACGGGCAAUGUCACAAAAGAAGAGGAAGAAUCGCACAGAAUCACAGUAGAAAUAUCAGGGGCUCAUCAGGAUGCAGCAAAGUACAUUAUAUCGGAAGUUGGUACUGUCGACUCUCUCGACUUGCCUCGGCAGAGUUUGCCGAUCGAAAACCUUGCAGGACGGUUUAGACACCUCCAAGGUCUACCCAUUCAAGGUUAUUGCAACGUUACGCCUCAGUUGCUGAUAGGAGUGGAUAACUUAAAACUGGCAAUCCCACUGAAAGUACGAGAAGGACGCGAAGGAGGCCCCACUGCCGCCAAAACAAGGCUUGGCUGGUGCGUUUACGGGGGCCACCGUGAAGAGAGCCAACUAUCUAUGAACUAUCAUGUCUGCGAGUGUUCUGAAGUCGAACAUCUUGACAAAACAUUGAAGGCCUAUUUUACCCUAGAAGAAGCUGGAAUACAAUCGGGCAUCAACGAAAUCGCACAGGACGACGAGCGCGCAUUACGAAUUCUGGAACAAACGACAAAACGAGUAGGAGAACGCUAUGAAUCGGGACUACUGUGGAGAUACGACGAUUUCGAGUUCCCCGACAGCUAUGCUAUGGCCGUCAAACGUCUCCAAUGUCUCGAGCGCAGACUGGCCAAGGAUCCUGCACUUAACGAUAACGUGCGGAAGCAGAUCCACGAGUAUGAGUCAAAAGGCUAUGCACACCGUGCCUCACCAGAGGAGUUAACCGAGGCGGAUCUUCGUCGAGUCUGGUAUUUGCCACUCGGAGCGGUAUGCAACCCAAGGAAACCUGGCAAAGUACGCCUUAUUUGGGACGCCUCGGCAAAAGUGGACGGAAUUUCGCUAAACAGCAUGUUACUUAAAGGACCUGAUCAGUUGACAUUGCUACCCGCAGUUCUCUUUCGUUUCCGUCAAUAUCCAGUAGCAGUGAGCGCAGAUAUUAAAGAGAUGUUUCAUCAGGUACGCAUCCGAUCCGAGGAUCGUCAUGCUCAACGAUUUGUGUAUAGGAGUAACCCUGCAUCACCCCCGGAAACGUACCUGAUGAAUGUAGCAACCUUUGGGUCGUCGUGCUCCCCCGCCACAGCGCAAUUCGUGAAAAAUACGAACGCCAACAUGUUUGCUCAUGAAUAUCCCAGGGCAGUGCAAGGAAUCGUCCACAAUCAUUAUGUGGAUGAUUACCUUGAUAGCUUUGCUAGCACGGAAGAAGCUGUCCAGAUUGCGUCACAAGUUAAAAUGAUCCAUCAAUACGGUGGAUUCGAGAUUAGGAAUUGGUGCAGUAAUGAACGAGUCGUCUUGGAACAACUGGGAGAAGGCAAAGAACAAACCGUCAUUGAUCUGGAUUCCGGAGCCGAUAAGCAGUCGGACAGAGUACUUGGUCUGUCUUGGGACACCGAAGCGGACGAGUUUCGGUACAACACUUAUUUGUUAAGCGAUAUUUCCCGUCUACGAGAGACCAACACGAAGCCAACGAAGCGCCAAUUAGCACGAUGCGUCAUGUCGUUUUUCGACCCACAAGGGUUCUUGGCGCCAUAUUUAGUAUUUGGCAAAGUUCUUCUUCAAGAUACGUGGCGGGAAGGCACAGGCUGGGACGAGCAAAUCGAUGACAGAACGUUCGAACGAUGGCAGGAAUGGCUGGAUAUACUGGACGACAUCAACAACGUAAGAAUACCUCGAUGCUAUUUCUCCAAGGGUGAUCUUUCGACGUUGGAAAUUCACACGUUUGUUGAUGCAAGCGAAGUUUCGUAUUCGUGUGUCACGUAUUUCCGGAUCACAAAUCCGUAUGGUUCAGCAGAGGUGGCAUUUGUGGCAUCGAAGACUAAGGUAGCUCCCCUAAAACCAACAACAAUACCUCGCCUUGAGCUCAUGGCUUGUGUUUUGGGAGUACGGCUGGCCAUGUUCGCAGUUGACGGACAUUCAUUAGCCGUGAAGAAGCACUUCUUUUGGACUGACGCAGAGGUUGCAAUGAGUUGGAUAUAUGCCGAUCCUCGGAAAUACCGCCCAUUUGUUGCUUUUCGAGUGGGUGAGAUUUUGGAGAAAUCAAAUCGUGAGGAUUGGCGCUGGGUCUCAUCCAAACAGAAUCCGGCAGAUGAAGCAACUAAAUGGGGAGUGGGACCACACUUCAGUAAGAACAGUAUCUGGUACGAAGGACCCGAAUUUCUUCGUUAUCCCGCACAUCAGUGGCCGCAACAGAAGAGGACUGGCAUAGUUUCGGACGAAAUUCGGGCCUGUUAUGCUCAUCGUCAGCUAAAGAUUCCGGAGCAACUAAUCGAAGUUGACCGGUUUUCAUCCUGGAGAAAAAUGUUGCGAACGAUGGCCCACGUCCUUCGGUUUGUGAACAACUGCCGAACAACGCUCCCCGGUCAAGGGCGGAACAUUGGUCAUCUGACACAGUUCGAGCUCCAGAAAGCUGAGGAAUAUUUGUUUCGAGCUGUGCAAUGGGAGUGUUUCGUUGAUGAGCUAGCUACAUUGACCAACAACCAAAAACUUCCGUAUCAGAAUCGGCAGGAACUAGAAAGAACCAGCCCCCUUUACAAGUUAUCACCGAUACUGGACUCGUCUGGAGUCCUCCGCUUGGAUAGCAGGAUCAGUGCUGCUCUGCAUGUACCCGCUGAAAUGAAACACCCAAUCAUUCUGCCAAAGCGACACCGGUUGACUACGUUGGUACUUGAAGAUCUUCAUCGUCAGCUACUACACGCCAACAACGAAUCAGUCGUGAACGAAGCACGGCAACGCUUUUACAUACCGCAGCUGCGCACACAAGUGAGACAGAUGGCCAAGCAAUGUCUAGUGUGCAAAAUACGUCGAGCUCAACCGGCUGUUCCUCGAAUGGCCCCUCUUCCAACGGCUAGACUUGCCUCCUACUUACGGCCCUUCACUUACUGCGGCCUCGACUAUUUUGGACCCGUUUUGGUGAAGGUGAACCGCAGUCACGUGAAGCGCUGGGUUGCUAUAUUCACUUGUCUAACGAUCCGAGCGGUUCACGUAGAAGUCGUUUACAAGCUCGACAUUGAGUCCUGCAUUAAAGCAGUACGCCGAUUCAUAUGCCGUCGAGGGAGUCCUGCAGAGAUAUACAGCGAUAACGCAACCUGUUUUCGUGGCACCGAACGACUGCUCAGAGAUCAAAUCAACAAAGGACUCGCGGCCAAAUUCACGAGUACGCAGACCGAAUGGAAGUUUAUUCCCCCAAGUACCCCACACAUGGGAGGUGCUUGGGAGCGAAUGGUAAGAUCGGUGAAAGUCGCUUUGUCUUCCCUUCAGGAUAGCAGUGAGAAGCUGAACGACGAGUCUCUGCAAACUUUCUUGGCGGAAGCAGAAGCCAUCGUUAAUUGCCGGCCACUCACCUAUCUGCCUUUAGACUCAAUAGAACAAGAGGCGUUAACUCCUAAUCAUUUUUUGCUGGGAAGUUCCUCCGGAGUUCGGCUACCGGUUGUGCAAACGACCGAUGAAGUAUCUCUAUUAAAAGGUUCGUGGACAACAAUUCAGAAGCUUCUGGACAUUUUUUGGAAACGUUGGGUCAGGGAAUACCUUCCCACUUUAACAAGACGUACAAAAUGGUUCGGCGAAACUAAACCAAUUCAACCUGGAGAUCUGGUCUUCAUAAUUGACGAUACACGGCGCAAUGGAUGGGUUCGUGGACGUGUACUUGAAGUGCUGCCAGCUGCGGACGGGAGAGUGCGCCAAGCCGUAGUACAGACUGCUGGGAAAGCACCAUCUAAGAAAUCUGUAUCCAAAUUAGCAGUUUUGGAGAUAUCGAAGGAUCCUGGAACCCAGGUCAUUCCAGGGUUCCACCGGGGGGAGGAUGUUGCGAAACUGGCAACCGCGCCAGGGCGAAAAUCGAAUCAGGCCGAGCGAAAUGACGAAGAGACGUGUACCGAUGAGAAUAGAGAAAGAAACAGAAAACAAUAGUUCUCGACAUGUGAUGUGUUUAUUGCGGAGCACAUAAAACUGUAUUUCAUGAUUAAAAUACUUACCAAACCAUCGUUUAAAACCUGUUCAGACAACGAUUAGUGUCAGACUAAGGCCACAUAUUAUCCAACUUGAUAACCUAUACUCAUUGUCAUACACCAAAUGAGAUUCGUUCAAUGAACUUAUAUGCGUAAUGUAUGCACUUCUUGGCUAGUUAUUUAUAGAAUAAUAAUUAAGUCCCUUUGUAGCCUAUAUCAAAUUAUCUGAUUCUUUCCAUUGUUUUGGGACAAUUUGCUGAAGAUUAUAAACCCACUGAAAUUGUAAGUCAGCCAUUUGAAACAUUUAAUGAAGAUUUCAACUAAUGCAUAAUACAUUUCUAGCUUAAAGCAUCUGCUAUACAAAAUCAGCGGCGUUUUACUUGUCCCCCAACAACU
Molecule: messenger RNA, 4709 nt
Organism: Aedes albopictus (Asian tiger mosquito)
Lineage: Eukaryota; Metazoa; Arthropoda; Insecta; Diptera; Culicidae
Exons: 2
Coding region: 1-4275 (1424 amino acids)
Biological process (GO): DNA integration
Molecular function (GO): nucleic acid binding
Source: RefSeq, a predicted model, not a curated record